UUUACAAGCCUUAACCAUUAAGUAGGCCUUGCCUGGCCAUGACAAUUAAAGUAGGAAUUUCCUAGAGUUAUCUGCUGCAGAAAACUUACACACUUUUCGCGGUGCCUUCAUAACGAAACGUUUUGAAUCUUCGAUACAAUAUAUUCUACAAAAAUUGCAGUGCUCCCUGAAAUUGAAAACUUUUCUACACGUUAUGUCUUUCGUGAGCAACAUCAUACUCAAUUUACGACCUUGUAACGUCGUUAACUCUGUUGUACGUUGGGCAUCGAAGAAAGCUGGUGGUUCAUCAAGAAAUAGGAAAGGGCAUGCACCAGGUAAACGAAGAGGGAUCAAAGCCCAAGAUGGGACUCGUGUGACUCAAAGUUCCAUUUUGUUACGCCAGCUUAACAUUCGCUGCCAUCCUGGACUCAAUGUUGGGAUUGGCAAAGAUGGUUCUCUUUAUGCUCUGCAGCCAGGAAAAGUACUUAUAACAUGUGAAAAGUUUCAGCCAAACUUUGAUAAGUACUGGACUGAUAGAGUUUACAGAUCAAGAAAAGAAAAUAUGGCUAAUGUCUACAAAAAAUACUUUCAUGUCAUACCUGAUCCCUUAGAGCCAAAAUUCAGAUUAGUUGACACAGUCUAAGUAAUUGUUUUUUCUAUUAGUUUAGUGUGUAACCACAAAAUAAAGUUGAAUUUAACGAA
Daphnia magna is the source of this 681-nucleotide messenger RNA. RefSeq names its product 50S ribosomal protein L27 (gene mRpL27). The record is from RefSeq and is a predicted model, not a curated record. Gene Ontology annotation, biological process: translation. The transcript has 3 exons. Lineage: Eukaryota; Metazoa; Arthropoda; Branchiopoda; Diplostraca; Daphniidae. Gene Ontology annotation, molecular function: structural constituent of ribosome. Gene Ontology annotation, cellular component: ribosome; mitochondrial large ribosomal subunit. The coding region runs from base 194 to 622 and encodes 142 amino acids.